Medicago truncatula (barrel medic) is the source of this 528-nucleotide messenger RNA. Its product is annotated as mitochondrial import receptor subunit TOM20-like. Gene Ontology annotation, biological process: protein insertion into mitochondrial outer membrane. Gene Ontology annotation, molecular function: protein binding. Gene Ontology annotation, cellular component: mitochondrial outer membrane translocase complex. NCBI's taxonomy places the organism in Eukaryota, Viridiplantae, Streptophyta, Magnoliopsida, Fabales, Fabaceae. The transcript is spliced from 4 exons. The record is from RefSeq and is a predicted model, not a curated record. The coding region runs from base 1 to 528 and encodes 175 amino acids.
AUGGAUUAUCCACUGAGGAAAUUCAAAUUCCAUUUACCAAUGAAACAUGAAUGUAUUUUGGCAGAACAAAGGUACAACAAAAACCCUCAUGAUGCUGAGAAUUUGACAAGAUGGGGUGUUGCUUUGUUACGAUUAUCUCAGGCUCACUCUUUUCCUGAUUCGCUACAUACCAUUCAAGUCUCUAUUUCCAAACUGGAGGAGGCUUUUUCUCUGAAUCCCAACAACCCUGAUGUUCAUUGGCUCCUAGGAAUGGCUCUCACUAUGCAGGCACUUUUAACACCAGACUCGCACGACGCUAAACUUCACUUUGACAGUGCAGAUGUUUACUUCAAACGAGCUUUUCGUCAGGAUCCUUCCGAUCCAACUUACCAAAUAUCAUUGGAACUGCCUGAUACUAAGGAUCAUGAGCAACAUCCGAAAAUCGUUAAUCAUGGAUUAGGUCAGCAAUCAAAAGGAUCUUCAUCUGCAACAAAGGGUACCAAUUACCAAAUUCUCAAUUCUCAUGCAUUCUUUCUUGGUAGCUACUAG